Messenger RNA from Exophiala oligosperma, 3052 nucleotides. RefSeq lists its product as uncharacterized. Gene Ontology annotation, molecular function: protein dimerization activity; DNA-binding transcription factor activity, RNA polymerase II-specific; RNA polymerase II cis-regulatory region sequence-specific DNA binding. NCBI's taxonomy places the organism in Eukaryota, Fungi, Ascomycota, Eurotiomycetes, Chaetothyriales, Herpotrichiellaceae. The transcript has 2 exons. Bases 1078 to 2691 code for a protein of 537 amino acids. The record is from RefSeq and is a predicted model, not a curated record. Gene Ontology annotation, biological process: regulation of transcription by RNA polymerase II.
UUCCCCGCCAGAUCCGACGAUCGAAAGACAAAGGCAACUAUAGCUGAAGCCACCUAUCAAGUACCUUUCAAGUGCCCAAUCACUUCUCUACUGACAACGAUUGAGUCAAGCUGCAGGUUGUUGCAGCCAGCCAAGGAGUCCUUCCUUCCAUUUUCAACUCGACCCGGCGAGGCGGCGUGUGCGUCGGCCUCCCUCCCCAAUUCAUCAAUCAAUUCAAUUGCGCUUCCUCUCUGCCACGCCAACGACCAACGCGGACAACAUUCUCUACCGACUUCACAUCCCGCUCUCACUCUGUGCACCUCUCCAUCCAUCACUCUGUCUUCUUCACACUUCAGCGAUCUCUCAACCGACUCUCGACUGCAUUGUCGCCUUAUCCACGAUUAACCGGCCCGCAUCCCUUCGAACCUCUCCGAACCCCUCCUCCACAUUCGAACCACAUUCCCACGUCGCAAGUUGUUGGUGUGCAUUGAUUACACCCUCGACUAUCAGCAAUCUCGAGUGAUUCUCGGACUGCAACGUUACUUGAUCUGCGAUCGCCGGCCCGUGCCCUUACGCCGCGGAUUUGAUUCAGGAUUGAUACAUUUGAAAAGGCGGUCUCAAGCGCUCAAACCUUGCAACACCCUUGCCAAUUCACAAGCGUCACCAAUCGUCCUUGAUUACAAUCGAGCUUCACUCGAUCGAGCACCUCGCUUGACGCCACUAUAUUCUCCCUCAUAAGACUGUCAUACUCUGCAUCCAAUAGGACGGAAUCAGCCCGGACAAGGUCGAAUCUCUGCUUACAGCGCAUACUGCAGUCAGCCUUAUCCUCUAUACGUCCGAGACUCGCGUCAUACAUGCCAGAUCCCUGGUAGCAGACUCUCUUGGUUAUCCUCUUUCGGACCUGCCCACGCCCUCGGGACGGGACUUUCCUUCGAUAUCCGGCUUGCUUGACGACCACUAUUACCGAGAAGAGCUUUGCGAUGGCUGAGGCUGUGUGAUAUGCGAUUUUGACAACGUUAUCGAGGAUCACCACACGCUUAUAUCACCAUCACUAUAUCUUUAAGCCCCGACCCAUUCCUCUUUAUUUUCCCCUAGACCAUGACUCACUCCUCAGGUGGGAUGCCGUACAUCAAGAGCGAGCCCGAUGAUUUCGGCAACAACCCCAAUCAGUUCAUGUCUUCUUCCAACUUCAAUACCUCUCAGGGUUUCAACAACCAAUUCAAUGUUCAGGACAAUGGAAGCAUAAAUCCGUCCGAACUGUCCAACUUCGGCGGCAUGCAGUACAACUUUGGCGGCAACAUGUCGUCGAGUUUCAACAUGGGCAAUUCAGGUUACGAUGACAGCGAAUUGCUGGAAAGUCUAGACUUCUCUCAUAAUGGUCAAGGCAUGUUGGAUGACUUCACAACCCUCAACCAGUCGAGCAACAAUAACAGAGGUUCAGGUGCCAUACCCAUGAGCCAACAAAACCAGAUGUCCAACGUGUACUCGAGUACGCCGGAUGGACCACCCAUUCAGAGCCCCUUUCUGGGAACGUUCGACUACAAUCAAUUUCGACCUAUGGGUUCGUUGCCACAGCACAUGUCACCUCUCCAGGGUGGCCAGUUCGGUAAACGUCCAAGCAUACAAUCAGCGAACCGCAAAUCCUCCUCGGACCAGAGAUCGCCAUUGACUCCACGAGCGGCCGCCAUGGCAGGACUUCACAUUGGCACUCCAGAGUCCGGAAAUCUUGCCAAUAGUCGACCAAUUAGAGCCCCCAAUCUACACAGCCGCCACUCUAAGACUCUUUCUGGCCAGUAUGAUAGCACUCCCGGAAGUCUUCACUCGUACCUGGACUCCCCUUUGUCAUCACCGGGCACUGGCAUGCAUCAUGCUGGCAUCUCAGAAACCAUUGGCUCUGGACAACAUGCGUCCUUGCCUGCCAAGGUUGAAAAUGGCAUGACAAGUGCAGAAACCAUAGAAGCCAAGAAGCGCCGGAGACGAGCUUCGCAUAACGCCGUGGAACGAAGACGUCGAGACAACAUCAACGAACGGAUACAAGACCUAUCGCAUUUGGUACCACAGCAUCGACUCGAUGACGACAAGGUCAAGAAACAAUUGCAAACCAGCGGUCCGUUGUCACCGACGAUGGGUGCUACUAGCAUGAGCCCUCCCAAUGCUAACAACGCGGCAACCUCAUUGCUUGCAGGUGCCUCGGGUCGGCGCGCUGCUAGUACUGCGGGUAACAUUACCAUUGGGCUGCCCAUUGAAGACAAGGAAAAGGGUCCCAACAAAGGUGAUAUUCUCAACGGCUCAGUCAGCUGGACACGAGACCUAAUGUGGGCACUGCAUCUGAAAUAUCAGCAGGAAGAUGAGUUAGCAUCAUACAUCACCCAGUUGGGUGGUCAGUGGCCAUUUCAGAUUACAGACGACGAGAAACGGAUGCGCUCUGAGGUCCUGGAUGCCAUGGAGAAGAACGAUUCAAGUACGUUUUCAUACUCUAGGACAGACGGAAGCGGUCUCCGUGUGCCUCGCCACACCAAUCUUGCUGGAGACAAGGCUCAAGGCAACUCCAGUAUGAGCCCCCAAAGUAACUUCGAACUCAGCCCAGGCUUCCACAGCGGCGGUAGUGGCACGGGAAGUGGCAGCAACCCUGGGCAACCACAGUACUGGCACAGUGCCGGUCAUGGAGGAAUCAGCUUCAAGGAAGAGGACGAAUUCAUGGAGAUGAACUGAUUAUGUGGUGAAUCCGAUGGUGUAUACAGCAUUUGCAGCAAACGUGACGUGGAUUGAGAUGAAGUGUCACAGCUUAACAGACCGCAGUUGGUCAUGAUGGCAUUAAUUCGAGACGGUAGAUGUGGGUGGAGUGCUGUCUUGAGUCGAGUUGACUGUCUCUCGUUUUGUCUUGUUUCGUUGGCGCUGGGAAUGGUUUAUUUGAUUGUAUUGACGGUUGCUCGGGCAUAUAAGUUUUGAUACCCCUUCCCUUUUGGAACAUCUCAUCUUUUUUUUUCUUUCUUGUCCUUGCAGGAUUGACUGCGGUACGGCAUAGGGGCUUGUAUUGUAGUAGAGGAGGUAAUAGCAUCGAAAGGGAUUUCCA